CCGUCGUAAAGUUGCUGUUCCCCAUGCUGCCUGGCCGGUGGUGAGGCGUGUGUGGUUGUCUGUGAAAUAUGGCGGAUGCGACGACACUGUUUGUAUCUAUCGGGCUUAGCGAACAGAAAGCUAAAGAAACUCUUAAAAAUGAAGCUCUCAGUUCGACUUUGAAGGAUGCUAUUGCCCAGGCACAGAAUGUGGUGGGGUCCGCGGCAAUUGACAAGGCUAUGGGGACCCUUCUGUAUAGCAUGGCCUCACGUAUCAAGGAUACAGGUCGUCUAGGCUUCCUCACAGAAUACAUAGCCAAACGCAAGAUCACCUCCGAUUUACAGCUCUCAGCUGCUUUGGAGUUUGUGAAGAGCCACCCUCAAGACCCCUUAGACCGCAGCGCCUUCGAGUCCUCCUGUGGUGUGGGUGUGGCCAUCACCCCAGAGCAGAUUGAGGAUGUGGUUGAGCAGGUCAUCAAGAAGUACAAGAACCAGCUGAAGGAGGAGAGGUAUCGCUUCAACAUGGGCCUGCUUAUGGGUGAAGCCCGGGCUGGCCUCAAGUGGGCUGAUGGGAAGAUCAUAAAAAACGAAGUGGACAUGCAGGUCCUGCAUAUCUUGGGUCCAAAGACCGAGGCAGACUUGGAGAAGAAGCCCAAGGCUCCCAAAGCCAAGGCACCAGAGAAGGAGAAGCAGGAAGUCGAUGGGGCUGUAAAUGGGGAAGUCAAGAUGGAGGCUAAGUCACUCAUGGAGCAGUUGAGAGGAGUGGCCCUAAACUUUCAUAAGCCAGGGGAGAACUUUAAGACCGAGGGAUAUGUUGUCACACCCAACACCAUGAGCUUGCUUAAGAAGCACCUAGAGACCACGCGUGGACAGGUCCGUACGCGUUUCCCCCCAGAACCCAAUGGCAUUCUCCACAUCGGUCAUGCUAAGGCCAUCAACUUCAAUUUUGGCUAUGCAAAGGCUAAUAGUGGCAUUUGUUUCCUGCGUUACGAUGACACGAACCCUGAGAAAGAAGAGGAGAAGUACUUCACUGCCAUCAGGGACAUGGUGGAGUGGCUGGGUUAUACACCAUAUGAUGUCACGCAUGCCUCCGAUAAUUUCCAGCAGCUUUAUGACUGGGCAGAGGAACUCAUUCGCAGGGGCCAAGCGUACGUGUGCCACCAGCGCGGAGAGGAGCUAAAGGGCCACAAUGCGCCGCCCUCACCCUGGCGUGACCGGCCCGUGGAGGAGUCCCUCAUCCUCUUCCAGAGGAUGAAGAAGGGCAUGUUCGCAGAGGGGGAGGCCACACUGAGGAUGAAGAUGGUCAUGGAGGAUGGCAAGAUGGACCCUGUGGCCUACCGCAUCAAAUACACGCCUCAUCACCGGACAGGAGACACCUGGUGCAUCUAUCCAACAUAUGACUACACACACUGUCUCUGUGACUCCAUUGAACAGAUAACGCACUCACUCUGCACCAAAGAGUUUCAGGCGAGGCGGUCAUCGUACUACUGGCUGUGUAAUGCUCUAGAUGUGUACUGCCCAGUGCAGUGGGAGUACGGCCGUCUCAACCUCACAUACACCGUGGUCUCCAAGAGGAAAAUCAUCAAGCUGGUGGAGAUGGGAGUCGUCAGGGACUGGGAUGACCCACGCCUCUUCACUCUCACUGCUCUCAGGAGGAGAGGCUUUCCUCCACAGGCCAUCAACAACUUCUGUGCACGGGUGGGAGUGACCGUGGCCCAGGUGACCAUGGAGCCUCACCUGCUGGAGGCGUGUGUGAGGGAGGUGCUGAAUGAGCAGGCUCCGCGAGUCAUGGCUGUGCUCGAACCCCUCAAAGUGACCAUAACCAACCUGGCCAGCGAGUCACAGAUGUCUGUACGCGUUCCUGACUUCCCUGCAAAUGAGGCAAAGGGCAGUCACAUGGUUCCCUUCUCCAGAGUUGUCUACAUCGAACAGAGUGACUUCAGAGAGGUGAUGGAGAAGGGCUACAAGCGUCUGACUCCUGACCAGCCUGUGGGCCUGAGGCAUGCCGGCUACGUCAUCUCUGUGAAGCGUGUCAUCAAGGACGCCAGUGGUAAAGUGACUGAGCUGGAGGUCACGUGUGCCACCACCGAUUCGGCUGAGAAGCCCAAGGCCUUCAUCCACUGGGUCAGCAAGCCCCUGGAGUGUGAAGUGCGCCUCUAUGAGCGACUGUUCCUACACAAAAACCCAGAGGACUCUGCAGAGGUGCCAGGUGGCUUCCUUAGUGACAUCAACCCAAAUUCCCUCCAUAUUAUCCAAGAUGCCUUAGUAGACCAGUCUGUAGCUAAUACAAAGGUCUUCAAUAAGUUCCAAUUUGAGAGAGUGGGCUAUUUCUCUGUGGACCCAGACAGCACACCAAAAAAGCUGGUGUUCAAUAGAACGGUCACCCUAAAGGAAGAUCCUGGGAAGAUCUGAUUGAGAGAUGCUUGGAUUUGCAGUCAAUGAGCAACAAGGGAAUACUGUGUGGAUGUGUAAGCCUCUACAUCUGUGUUAACUGCCCCAAACACUUUGUGCAGUCUGUUCUGCACUGGUGCUACAAAGUGGGGGGAUGCUUGCAAAGGAUAUUUUUUACAAACACGGUCACCCUCUACCCGUCACACCAGUAAAGGCGGAGGGUUAAAUAGCCAUAGAGAAGGUGACUCGCUUGCAAUUUUUCAAACAUCUUGAGUAAUAAAAUU
This is a messenger RNA of Alosa sapidissima (American shad), 2653 nucleotides long. It is a transcript of the gene qars1, whose product is annotated as glutaminyl-tRNA synthetase 1. Gene Ontology annotation, biological process: glutaminyl-tRNA aminoacylation; translation. Bases 69 to 2390 code for a protein of 773 amino acids. Gene Ontology annotation, cellular component: aminoacyl-tRNA synthetase multienzyme complex; cytoplasm; cytosol. NCBI's taxonomy places the organism in Eukaryota, Metazoa, Chordata, Actinopteri, Clupeiformes, Clupeidae. Gene Ontology annotation, molecular function: ATP binding; glutamine-tRNA ligase activity. The transcript has 23 exons. The record is from RefSeq and is a predicted model, not a curated record.